AUGGCGGACACAAUCACCAUUCCAUCGCCGUCUGUCUUUCUCCGCGCCUCGCCGGACCCUGUUCCUCGGCUCGAUACCAAUCAACAGGUACUCGACGACGAGCAAAACAAGACGGCUACCACCAAGAAGCGAAACACCACAAGGAAAAAGUCUGUUGCAGCAACAACCAAACCUCGUCGUGACGGUGCCGCUGUAGCCAAGCCCAAGCAGUCAAAGAGUCGUAAUGCGAAACGCCUAAAAUGCGAUGAGAAGAAACCUGGUUGCGAGCAAUGCAAGAAGCGAAACGUGGACUGUGGAGGUUACAAGAAGGACUUCAAGUGGAGGCCCUUCGAAGAGACCAACGUCGCCACGAACAUUGCUAAACAAAACAAUGGAUGUGAGUAUCCGAGCAGAGGGACUCGAUAUCUCAUGGUGUCGAGACCUUACAACUUACUUUCUCUGUCGUCUAUGCAGAUCAUUGUGGCUAACGCAUGUCUCCUGCAGNCUUUGAUCGUGCUGGGUAGUGCAGCUGACGGUUCCGGAAAACGAAGCCCGGCAUCACCUCCAGCCAGAGCACCGUCAUCAGAAGCACCUGCUCCGCUGUCUUCCUCGUUCGCACAGCAGCUGUUCGUGCCUGCUGCUGCAUCACAGACCGUCCCACGUGCAACCUCUACCGAGAAAGAACGUUCGGCUCCAACUUCGUCAAGGACCUCACCUGCUGAAGUACAAGCCGAGCAAGCUGCAUCUCCCACAGACUCUGCCAACGACGCAGGAACAUCAUCUCAAGGAUCACCUCACGACAAUCCCCUUAUCGACGGUGCCCUAAAAGAGAAUGAUAUGACAAUGGUGCCUGGCACCAAGGAAGUCUUUGACUUCGACAUGCACUUCCUGGAUCAGUUCCUGAACAUGACGGACCCUCCGCUCAUGGAAGACAUGGAGAUGGACUUCAAGGGUGUUGAAGAACUUACCCCGAUCGUGCCAGAUUACGACGCCUGGGCCUUGCAGCUUUCUCAUUGCCCGACGUUCCAAGACGACAACACCAGCAUGCCGAGUCCACCAGCCAUGGUGUUCCCUCAAAGAAUUACUUACAUGUACGAGCAGCCUUCACUCGCACAAACUAGUCCAGAAAUGUUGAUGCUUCGGUUCGAUCGACUGACCUGUGGCAUUCUGUCGAUCAAGGACGGACCGAACGAGAACCCAUGGCGUACAUUGAUUUGGCCGAUGGCUCAGACUUCACCAGCGCUGUACCAUGCCGUCUCCUCGAUGACCGCGUUUCACUCCUCUCGUGACAUUCCCGCUCUACGUGUAGCAGGACAUGAACACAAGAGUGAGAGUGUGCGAAACUUGCUUGAAGGUAUCGAGGAGAGUACCAUGAACCUUGAUACAGCCAUCGCUACCACGCUAGCACUGGCCUUUGCAGAAACAUGGGACCAGCACCUGUCGAGUGGCAAUGACCAUAUCCAAGGUGCCCGCGCCAUGAUUAACAUCGCCUUGAACCAGCACAAGCAGUCAGCAUUGACAGGUUUGAAUCUUGCCCGACUCAAGUUCCUUGCCAAUGCCUGGAUCUACCUGGAUGUCCUCUCUCGCGUGACUACCGCAGACGAGGACACUUCUGAUGACUAUGACAAUCUUUAUUGCCUUUACAGCACACCAGACAGUCCCCAGAUUGGCCCUUCGGGUCACGCAGGUUUCGGUAUAGACUUCGGUCUGCCAAUCGACUCCAACCUUGACCCUUUGAUGGGUUGUGCAAGCACUCUCUUCCCAUUGAUUGGUCGUACAGCGAACUUGAUUCGUCGUGUGUAUCGCGCCGAGUCAAACUCGCCUCCCAUGAUCAGCCAAGCCAUGGAACUCAAGCUCAUGCUCGAGACUUGGGAACCACCAGCUUUCGUUGAGCCGCCGGAAGAUCCUACAUGUGACGUUCGCCAUGCAUUGCAAACGGCAGAGGCAUAUCGCUGGGCUACACUCUUGUACCUGCACCAAGCACUUCCAGAGAUUCCUGAACGCCUUACAACGGCAGACAUGGCAAAGAAAGUGCUUGUGUUUUUGGCCACCGUGCCUCUCGCCAGUCGCUGUGUCAUCAUCCACGUCUACCCUCUGUUCAUGGCCGGCUGCGAAGCCGACGUAGAAGAGGAUAGACAAUGGAUCAAGAGCCGCUGGGCCGCCAUGUCACAACGCAUGAGGAUCGGCAUCAUUGACAAGUGCGUCGAUGUCACGGAAGAGGUUUGGCGCAGAAGGGACGAGUACAAGAACAAAGUCUUGCCCAACAAAGUCGUGCCCGUGAGACGGAAUCUGGCUGCAACUGCAGCAGAGUUGCAUUCAUCCGUAGGCAACAACAGACCGGCGUCAAACAGACGUGGUUCAUCGUUCAACAGCAUUGCAGGCGCAAGCGAGGGCACUAUGGCUUGGGCGGACAAACUGCGGCGAAUGACUGUAACAAGUCCGGAUCAGAUGGAUUCAGCGUCCAUCUCGUGUCGAGGAUCUCGUGACGCAGUGAACGGAGCGACAGGCACGCUGCUCACAGUGCGUGGAAGGCUGCAUUGGAUUGGAGUGAUGAAAGAUUGGGGUUGGGAAGGUAAGUUCCCUUGCAACAAGAAUCCGAGUUUUCGCAUGAGCUGA
Aureobasidium uvarum is the source of this 2595-nucleotide messenger RNA. The record is from the annotation of a GenBank genome assembly. NCBI's taxonomy places the organism in Eukaryota, Fungi, Ascomycota, Dothideomycetes, Dothideales, Saccotheciaceae.